Molecule: messenger RNA, 7574 nt
Organism: Topomyia yanbarensis
Lineage: Eukaryota; Metazoa; Arthropoda; Insecta; Diptera; Culicidae
Product: synaptic vesicle membrane protein VAT-1 homolog-like
Exons: 9
Coding region: 814-2313 (499 amino acids)
Molecular function (GO): oxidoreductase activity
Source: RefSeq, a predicted model, not a curated record
UCCAUCAUUUCACUUUGAAUUUUCGUAGCGUUCAGUUCAGUGGAAAAGCCUGAGGCUCAUCACCAUUCUAUAUUCGUGUCUGUUGUAAUCUAGGCGUUGUUAGGCGUUAGUUCUUAGCCCAAGUGCUGAUACCUAGUUUGUAUCACCGUGUUAUAAAGUGAGUACUGAUUUUAUCCAAGUCCCCUCGACGAUUUGCCUUUUCAUCCAUCCUUGCGAUCGCGCGCGCCUGCUUCCCUUCGUCGUGGUCGUUCGUACUGCGGAGUAAUAUUAUAUUUGCACCCAUAUAUUCUGGUGGGGCCACGCCAAUUUUAUAGCGAAAAAAAUAAAAGGAAAAAAACGCAACGGCGACGACCAUCACACAAAGUGCGAGUGUAUUCAUUAUACUUACUGCCGCGGAGAGCCGCUAGUGUUGUGUGUAACGAUAGUAUAAAAAAAAGUUUAACAAAGGAAAAACGUAUCGUCGGCUGUCCGGCUUCUUUCCGAUUCCUUUUAGUCGCAUUCGAGGCAGUUCCGAGAGUAGUGCGUUGUCGGUUUGAGACCAUAGCUGAAGAGCUCUGUACGUGGAAUCAGUCGUUUUUUAUCUGUGAGUGACACACCGAAGAAAGAAGGUGAGAAAAGUGCUGUUUUGAACCCCUCCCCGGCUAAACAACCAGGAGAAAUUACAUAUGCUAUAAAGCCAUCCCGGGACGUGAGGUGCAAGCAAAGCGAGAGCAUAUUCCAGUUCGGAUAACAUUUAAAAAAAAAGGGAGUAGUAGUUUCGAACAACAAAGUCAAGCGCAAGAAGCAAAACAGAACAAACAAAACUUUACCAAAAUGACCGAAACUACCGAAGCCCCAGUCGUUGCCGAGGUCAAGACUCCAUCGCCAACGAGCGAAACAGCAGUCGCGACCACGAACGGUCACGCCGAGGAGGCCAGCGCCGAACCACAGAAAACGGUCGAGGAGACCAACGGCACAUCGGAAAAGUCGGACGACAAGGCAAAAACUGAGAAAGCCGAAGAUGUUCCACCACCCAAAGAGAUGCGAGCCGUCAUGCUGACCGGUUUCGGCGGUUUCAAGAACAUUAAAAUUCUGAAGAAACCGGAACCGAGCCCACAGGCCGGUGAGGUUCUGAUUCGUGUGAGAGCAUGUGGUCUCAACUUCCAGGACUUGAUGGUGCGCCUGGGAGCAAUCGAUUCGCCUCCGAAGACACCCACUAUCCUCGGGUUCGAAUGUGCCGGUGAGAUUGAAGCCGUCGGCGAGGAGGUUGAAGGAUUCAAGGUUGGUGACCGCGUGGUGGCACUGCCGGAGUUCCGCGCCUGGUCCGAGCUGGUGGCCGUCCCCACCAAGUACGUGUAUCAUAUUCCGGAAGAAAUGACAUUCCAGGACGCGGCGGCCAUUGUAAUGAACUACCUCGUCGCCUACAUACUCGUCUUUGAUCUCGUCUCGCUGCGUGAAGGCAAAUCCAUCCUGUUGCAUUCCGUCGGAGGCGGUGUGGGUCAGGCAAUUGUCCAACUAGCACGCACUAUACCGAAUGUGACUAUCUUUGGUGUCUGUUCCAAAUCCAAGCAUGAAGCGCUUGCUGCCACUGGAUUGAUUGAUCAUCUGAUCGACAGAGCUGAUUACGUCAACGAGGUUAGAAAGAUCACAACCGAAGGUGUUGACGUUGUCUUGGACUGUCUGUGUGGCGAAGAAUGCAACCGGGGCUAUGGCUUGCUGAAGCCGAUGGGCAAGUACAUUCUGUACGGAUCGUCCAAUGUGGUUACAGGAGAGACCAAGAGUUUCUUCAGCGUUGCUCGUUCGUGGUGGCAGGUGGACAAAGUUUCCCCGAUCAAGUUGUUCGAUGAGAACAAGAGCUUAGCCGGAUUUAAUCUGCGGCAUCUGCUGUACCAGCAGGACGGUUCUGUGUAUGUACGUUCGACUGUGGAUAAGAUUUUCGCUCUCUGGACAGCCGGAAAGGUCAAGCCAGUGGUGGACAGUGCUUGGGCGCUUGAGGAUGUUGCUGAAGCUAUGCAAAAGAUGCACGACCGCAAAAAUAUUGGCAAGCUGGUGUUGGAUCCGGCCAUGGAACCGAAACCAAAACCGGCCACUCCAGCUAAGAGCAAGUCCAAGAAACAGGCUAGCGAAGAUAAGAGCAGCAAGAAGGAAAAGGACGACGACAAGAAGCCAGCUGAGAAUGGGGAGGAAAAGAAGGAAGAUGAAGAAGCUACCACGAAUGGUGACUCGGCUGCCGCUGGUGAGGAUGCAGUGACUAAUGGAGACAGUGCGGAGAAGGCUGAACCGGCUGCCACCAACGGAAAUGCUACGGAAAGUGAGAAAAAGGAAUCGAGUUGAAUAUCCUAAGCAGCAGUAGCAACCCCUACACAGAAUUGAGCCGCUAACAACAAACAACUGUUUUCAUCGACAUAUUCACAUCCCGAACAUUUCAAACAACAAUUCCCUAUCACCAACACCAAUCUGUGUACAGUAUCCACUUUGUAGAACUGCGUCUACGUGCGUCACGACACAUUCAAUAUCUACGCAUCAUGCACAGACGAUACACAACUGAAAAUCCGGCAUCGUUUAUUGCCCUAUCUAGAGCGGUGAAUCUUUAAGGCGAAGGCAACAAACCUUCCCAAGAAGUGUCCUAUGUUAAAUUUUAAAAAAGUCAUGCCGUUUUUCUUUGAACAAUUUUUCGCAAUCAAGUGAUGUCUCACGAUCUCGUUUACUAAUCCCGUCUGCAAUUCAGUUACAGUAAUAUGACUCCGCAGAAAGAAAAGAAAUGUUAUGAUAUAAGCAUAAACCACAAAUAAGCACUAAUUAAACAGAAACAAAAAACAUGCCUCUAAAAUGUUGAAGGUUUCAGGAUGCGACACACAGAAGAAGAAAAAACACUGCACAAAUGCCCAACUCACGGACACACACCAGUAAAAGAUAGGAAAAAGAUUUCAUCCCAAAACCAUCACGACACCAUACACAAAUACCCCACAUUCACGCAAACAUUACAUUGUAACGCAGAAAAUAAGCACUAAAGUUAACUACAUGUUUUCAGUUGGUUAGCGUUUUUUUAGUGAUAGAAUUUAUUAAUUUAUCAUUUUGAUUUGAAGCAAACAAAAAAAAAGUAAGAAAGUACGAACGACGAAAGCAAGCAAAAAUUUUUAAAUUUUAAACUAUGUGUCAUUUAAUACUGUAAUAUUUAAAUAUAUAUGUUUAAAUCUAUGUAUAACGAAGAAACAAAAUGAUUGAUUUAAAAAUAUAUAUUAGAUUCUUUAUUGUGAGAAUGAUUUUUUUUUCGUUUUCUUAAGAUAAUGUUUAUUUUUUACAGCGAGAUAUAACAUUUAAAAAGAUCAUUUAUACUGUUAGCAAACGAGAGAAAGAGAAAUGUCAUACAUUCGAUAUCUAGCACAAGCGAGGAUGCAAUUUCAUUCGUCAAUACUGUUUGGUUGAAUCGCUAUUUUCAUCUUAAGCGUUAUAGUGUUAAAAGCAAGGAUACACAUUCGACGAGAUAUUUUUGUCUUCUUUUGUAUAAAUUUUUUUAAAUAUUUUUAUUUUAUAAUACAUUUGACAAAGGAUUGAAGAAAAAUAUGUUCAUUAUGUUUCGUUUUUUUCUGUUUAUUCAUUUUAAGUUCCGAAAGCACCACUGUUCCCCUCCCUCUUCGUGUACCUAAACCAUUGUCAUCUCUUCACACUUGUACUAUGUUGUCUCUGACGAAAUGAACACAAACUCUGUAUAAAAAACACCUCUAAGGUUUGUUCACAUCGAUUCUAGUUUUUAACUAACAGGGUCCUGUGUCAGUAAGUAAACCAUUCAACUAUGAGUAUCCUGUCUGGGAAACAUACCCGAUCCGAAAUCGGAGGAUGCAGCAGAAACAAAAAAGACACCCAACCAAAAAGAAGAAACAUUUAAAAUCCGAGGAACUGUUGCUGUUGAUUUGUUCAUUGUUCGAAACGAAACUAAGAGAAUAAAGAGCGUGUACCCGUAUCAAUCAUGUUAAAUUGAGUAACUGCGACUUAACUAACACCGGUGUCAGGUUAAUUACGGCACUAAAUAUAACCUCAAUGUUAUAAAGCUAACGACAGCAGAGAGUACGCAGCCAAAACGGCAAAACUCUCCUAUGAAAAAAAAAAACACUGGUGCGAGUCUUUGUAAAUCAUUUAAAAUAAAACUAAAUAUUCAUAGGUACAACAAAGAAACUGGUGUAAUUUGUAUGUAUCAACAUAGAAGCUGAGCUAUAUAAAAUAUACAUGUGCUUUUGAUGUUUAAACUAUAAUGGUAAUUUUACACUUUUGCAGAUACUACUUAAUGAUAGUGACAGUACGAAAAGGCUUGAAUGCGACAUCAGUUCGCUGGAUCAGUGUCAACUGUUCCGCUUAGCAAAAUCUAAAUUAAAAAUAGAAACUGUGUCCGAUCUUUCUGACUGAACACCACUAGCUGAAGUGCAAUGCGGUGGAAACUGAACCUUUGCUAUGUGGGAACACGUGUUUUAUACUUUGUGAUCUAUGUUGAACUGCCGCAAAUCUGUCCUUUUGAAUAUUAUUUUAUGAUGACUCACUACUUAUCUAGAAUGAUAUUACUAAUUGGUUAUGUCGAAAUUCGAAUAAAAUUAUUUUAUUAAUUUCAAACUCGAUUGGCAGUCGAUAAAUACAAUUCAACGCUUUUUUGUGAAAAGGGCGAUACUUACAAAUGUAAACAUAAGGCUUUUUUCAGCAUGCGAAUGAGGGCUUUAAAACGCAACAAAUUAACCUAAAAAUUUGGAUUCUACGAUAUUACUUUCUUAAACUACAGCAAAAAAUACAUCGGGCGAAACUGUAUUUUUGUUUGUUUAUUUAAAGUUUCGCCCUCCACGCUCCAUGCAAACAAGAAGGGCGAUACUUAUUUUGCUAGCAGUUUAGAGGCGAAACUGUUUUUUUCGAAUUUUUUUGGAUAAUCAAGCUGAUACCAGCUGUAAAUAGUAACAAUGAUCGCUCUUGAAAAAACCCGGACGAAAUCGGUGGUGUAAUACGGUAGUUUUGUCGAUUUAAAUAGCAAAAACAAAUUUAAAUUUAAUAAUUUCAAAUACUUUAUGCAGUUUUGGGUUUCGAUCACUGAAUCAUGCAAUCUAGGAUGUAAAAAACACAAUAGUUCUUAAAUAGGAAAUAAAACCAAGCCUUGAAAUAUUCACUGUUGAUUUUCUGUGAAUGGUGUCACUGCUAGUAUCGCCCUUUUCAAGAAAAAGCGUUGAAUUGUCAUUUUUUUCUAAGUUAUUUAUUAAAUGGAAGCAGAUGUCAUGAAGUUCGAUUGAAACAGUAACACUAUGGGCCCAAUUCGAACAGUCGCGUCACUGAAUGACUAGAAGGAAAUUUCCUCUUAAGGUAACGUGACUGUGAGAAUUUAGCCCUAUUUAUAAACCCUUGAUUCCCACGCGCACUUCAGAAUUAUAGUAUGCUUGCUGGAAAUGGUCGAAAAGUUGCGGCAAACCAUGGGAUGUAUUGCUAUCAAUACAUACAACAGAAAUACCGAUAAAUGCGUAGAAAUCUCCAAAUGAUUAGUAGCGAAAAAAGUGAGAAGAAUGACAACGCGAUAGGGUAGAAUAGGUUAGGUGCGAACUUUCCAGAGAUUGAGGCUAAGUGAUAGAGACAACAAAAAAUUUUCAAUAUACAAGUCAGGGAAAUAAUAAAAGUUGAAAUGGGAUUGUGAUAAUGUAACAAAAUAAACUUUUAGUAUUUUGCUAAACAUGCACUUACAGAUAUGAAGCAUUGAAACAAAAGGAAUUAUAUCUACUAGAGGGCGCUGUUAGCUCUGGUGGGAUAUUGUCUCGCUCUUAUAUAUUUGACAUUUAUUGCCCCGUUUAUUACAUUACAAAAUAAUGGGUAGCAAAAUGAACGGUUCGAUUAUUGAAUGGACUUCCGGUGCAAUUUUCAACGCGGCAACACGUCUUGUUCUCCUGGUGCCGAAGGAAUUGGUUUUUUCCGAAAAAAAACAAUAGUUUUGUGUGCUGGGUUAGCGGCGUUGCGGGUUUCUCACCGGUGGUCCACAGAAAGUUAAGUCGACAUGACUAUAAAAGAAUAAUCAACUGGCAAUAUAGCUAAUACGCUGCGCCAUCUUUUCGACUCUUUUUACAAAAGAGUCAACCAAAACACGAAGAAGAAGAAAAAGAUUAUUGAAUACGAAUCAAACAAUCGCGCUUUACUCCCUCUAGUAGUUGCAAUCUCUUUUGUCGCACCGUAAUGGCACAGAUUAUCAGAAGAAGAGAACUUAUAGCUUCAGGAACCACCGACGAUAAAAUCCUCAGACACUUUUUGGACGAUCUUUACACCACCGCUUAUGUGGGUCCAUCUUAGAAGCUACAUCGAAAAAAAAAUUUCACUCACUCAUUCUAGAUUGCAUGCGUCUUCCUAAGCACAGUCGAACAUAGUUCAUCAGCAUGUGCAUAAGCUCUUUUAGGAAACGAAUGAAUAGUUUUUUGACGAUUUUGAAAAUGAAACAUCACUAACUAGAAACAAAUAAAAACAAUAUUUCAUAUUUAUGACUGGAAGAGUAAAUGAAACACAACUGCCAUCAAAGUAGCCAUCAAUGAGGAAGUUUUAUCGCCAACACAGAAAAGGUUGCACCGCCAUUGCUCACGCCCACUAAAAAUCGCCAUGAAUAAAAAAAACACUAGUAAUCAGAAAGACUACUGACAUCGAUUUUCUCCUUUCAAAUUAUAAUAUCUACAAAACUAUCAUCAAUUUCAAGAAUUCCACAACUUUAGAUUGCUUUCUUUAAGAAAACUGCACAAUUUACAUUUAGCUGAAAAUGAAAUGCUUUUGUCUUGAACAUAUCACUUUGAUUUAGAAGUGCUUUUUGCGAAACCUUUUUGAAUAAAGUUUUAGAGAGAAUAUACUCGCCAUUUAAAUUUCUACAAAUGCUUGCAAAUCCAAACACUGAAACUUGCGAUCGGUCUAGUUAAAAUUGAAUAUCAGACAAUAUAUGCCCGAGGUAUGCUGAUAUAUUUAUCAAAACUUGAACAACUAACUAUUGAAGAACAGAUGAGUUCUGUGAAUGAUAUUCCCAAUCAAAUGAGUAUCUCAUUAACGACCAUAAUCAGGAAUGUGAAAUUUACACUCAACGAUCACACAACAGGAAAUCAAGCAAAAUCAAAAAAAGGAUGUCAUGAGAUCAACCUUAAAGUAUCUAUCUAUACAUAUGUAUAUUCGUAUAAAUAUAUAUGAAAGCCACUUUGAUAAAGUAAAUAUAUAUAUUUAUAUAACAAAAUAUGUAAAAUUACAAACAACUGAAAACAAGUGGAACCAAACAAGAUGAAUGUGACACAAAUGUAAGGCUUGAAUAAGUGAACCUGUUCGGUAGGGGGUGGGUGAAGAGUUCCCCAUUCUGCCGACAGUGUACCGGACAGCUGUAACUAACCGAUCGUAUAUCUGCUACAACAAUGUUAAAAUAUAAUUAAAUAGACAAGGGCGUUUAUGCGACAUUUUCGUCCGUCAUGUAAUCAUGUAAAAGAAAGGUAAGAAAAUAAGACAAACAAAGUUACACACAGAAUCUGAUGUACCGAAUCAACAAACCGCGUUUUAUGCUAUGUGAUUGUAGACAUCUGGAAAGCUAAUAAAACGAGUCUGAAUAAAGGAAGUGAAAUCCCAUA